This is a messenger RNA of Brassica rapa (field mustard), 2078 nucleotides long. RefSeq names its product auxilin-related protein 2. Gene Ontology annotation, molecular function: clathrin binding. Gene Ontology annotation, cellular component: cytoplasm; intracellular membrane-bounded organelle; vesicle. Gene Ontology annotation, biological process: clathrin coat disassembly; clathrin-dependent endocytosis. Lineage: Eukaryota; Viridiplantae; Streptophyta; Magnoliopsida; Brassicales; Brassicaceae. The record is from RefSeq and is a predicted model, not a curated record.
AUCGUUCGUCUUCGUCGGUGCCUCUCAGAUUUUUUUCCCACACAGAGAAAAAAAAAAGGAGACGAGACGAUUGUUUUUCUCUUAUUCCUUAUUAUUAUUCUCCGUCUCUGAGAUCCCCUUUCAAUAUCCAGAGAAUAUCUCUCUCUCCCAUCUUCACAGGGUUAUCAAUUUUGUGGAAUCAAUCUCUCGAAAAUGGACGAGUUUGGUGUUCUAACGGAGCGUUACGGGAUAAAGCCCCAAGGCAAAUCUGCUCCCAUGGCUGCCUCCAAGCGUCCUCCCACCACCACCCCUCAGAGCUUGAACAAUCUCGGUGUUGCUAACCCCAAAUCGACGUCCUAUUCCUCCAAUAAGGUAUCUGUCAACGACGAUUUCGAUGUCUUUGGUGGUGGGUUGAACAAGCCUACUAACACCAAGUCUUCGUCUUUAAACGACGACGGUUUGAUGUUCUCCACCAACUUUGGGAUGAAGACAUCUUCUUCUUCUUCUUCAGCGCGGGGUUUUGAUGAUGUUGAUUUGUUUGGUGCUGUGCCUGUCUCUGUUGGUGUUGGAAAUGAUGAUAUAUUUGGGGCCUUCUCUUCGUCUACGAAGCAAGAUGCUGCUGGGGUUGAUGAUUUGCUGGGUGAUAUGGGUGGGUUUGGUCUUGAAUCCAGGACCUGGAACCAGAGUAGUUCUGGGAAGAAUGGUUUUGAUGAGUUGAUUCCUGGUUUUGGUGGGAGUUCUCAGACCACUAGCAGCAAGACUAGUGCAUCAUCGAUCUUUGCUGAUGCUGACCCUUUUGUGGUUCUAGAAUCAACUACCUCUGCAGCACAUUCUUCUUCGGGUCUGUUCGUGGAUCCACUUGAUGAGUUUGCUGCUUCUGUCAGUUCUCAGGGGAAAAAACCAUCAAAUACAAAGCUCAAGCCUCCCCCUAAACCAACGCAAAAAGUCGACAGAGUUAAGAGUUCUGGAUUGUCUUCAAUUGACGAGCUUGAAGACUUUGCCAUGGGUAGUAGUACUAUGCGGCGUAGUGCCUCCGCCUCUGACACUGCUAGUAAAUUCAGAGAAGCUGAAGAUGCUGGAACAAAGAAACAGCAGUUUGGUGCGGAUGAUCUUGACUCCGUUUUCAGCUCUGGGCAUCGGUCCAGCAGUGUACCAAAGUCACGGACGACAACUGAAGCAACUCGCAAGCAAGCAGUCAACGAGCCCAAAAAGACGCCUAAUGGGGUUUCUAGUGCAAAGAAGCCUCCUCCUCCAGCUAACCUGGUGGAUGACUUUUCUGCACUUUUUGGAGGGGAUCCUAUAUUUAGAGAAUUUGAGGAGAUCCCAGGGGAAAGUGAUGAACGUAGAAAGGCCAGAUGGGAUCGUGAACAGAGAACAAAGAGCCGUGUGGCACAAGCUGUAGCUGAUAUGAAUAACCGUGAUCAUCAAUCUCGGAUUGAACAAGAACAGAGAACUAGGAUUUCUGAGGGUGUUGAUGCUGAGAUAAGGCGUUGGGCGACUGGGAAAGAAGGAAACAUGCGUGCGCUGUUAUCUUCCUUGCAAAUCGUACUCUGGCCUGGAUGUGGUUGGGAAGCUGUUUCUCUGACAGAUUUGAUCACUUCUUCAGCAGUCAAGAAAGUCUAUAGGAAGGCAACGUUGUAUGUACAUCCCGAUAAAGUUCAGCAGAAAGGAGCCACCCUUGAACAAAAGUAUAUAGCCGAAAAGGUUUUUGACAUUUUGAAGGAAGCAUGGAAUAAGUUCAACAAAGAGGAACUCUCUUAAACCUCCCCAGUCUUUCGAUUCAGAGGUUUGAGAAGAGUAUGCUUCCAGUCUAGCAAUGCUUGAUUAAGAGGUAGAGGACACUUGAAGAGACUUAGUAGCUGUUUGUUCUUGUGUCUGUGUGCUCAUCUCUAUACAUAAUUAGUCUUUGAGUUUCCUGGAGUCUUUAUCAUUUUUUCUUCUCUCAUUUUUCCUUUUAACAGUAGCUACCUUUGCAUCUUUAUAUACAUACACCCAAAAAAAUAACACAUGGGGGAUAUUGUAUAGCCCCCCAGAAAAAGAAAAACAAUAGAGUUUGUUUUAUAUAAAUAUAUAUAUAUCGACUUAUAGCUUGUAGCGUA